Messenger RNA from Thyridium curvatum, 5214 nucleotides. RefSeq lists its product as uncharacterized. The record is from RefSeq and is a predicted model, not a curated record. The transcript has 4 exons. Lineage: Eukaryota; Fungi; Ascomycota; Sordariomycetes; Thyridiales; Thyridiaceae. Gene Ontology annotation, cellular component: membrane. The coding region runs from base 1 to 5214 and encodes 1737 amino acids.
AUGUCUACGCCAUACUGGGGUAGCCUGCCAGCCGGCGGAAGAAGCGCUGCUCAGUCCACGGCCCAGCGCACCUCUGGCGGCGAUUUCGACCCGGCCGCCAAUCGCAGACAAUCUCUCGAGAGCAGCGCCCAGCCUCACCCGAGACCAAACCGAGUGUCUGUCCAGACCACAUAUACCGACGCCCCGACCGAGUCCACCCGCAGUCCCUUCGUCUCACCCACCGCUUCGAGCUUCAACGAACGAGGUCUUGCUCCCCGACCGCCCACCCUCCCCUACGGCGAAAACCAAUACCCACCAGAGAUCGCAGACAGAAGACGGCGUCGCCAAAGCCGGAAUCAGGAGGAAGAGGAGCAGUUGGCAAGAUAUGCUGGUGCCGACGACGGCGAAGCGCCACCGCCAGCCGCGCCAGAAGUCCCGCGAGGCCCUCCAUUGAGCUACCGCCAUCCGUAUGGGAACGGCGGCUUGCCUUACACAGUAUCAGGUGGCGCUGCAGUCCCUCCCAAUAUGCGACGGAACGACCGCCCCCCGAAUAUGUCGGCCGCGGCAGCAGAGGAAUACUACAAAGGGCCAUCUCCUGAGGAUUCGCCACACACUGACUUACCGCCGCUGGAUAGGUCGAAGCAGAAGCUUGACGCCAAUGCCAACGGACGCCGCCGCUCCAGCGGCUACGACCAGUAUCAAGGUCGGCCAGGCGCGGUGCCGGUCAAUGGAACUCCCCAGGACGCGGCUUGGUCGCCACAGGACCACCAGAGGCGUGCUUCUUUGGGAGAUCCAUCCGGCCGGCGGAAGAAGUUUACGGAGGACCGGUCUCCUCUGCAGAGGCUAGAGGGCGUUCUUACCAAAGAAGAGAAGCGAGCACGCAUGGAGGCCGCCGAGAAGCUGGCCCGGGAGCGUGUGAGCAAAGACAUGAGCGAGAAGACCGCGACACAGCAGGUCCGCUUCAAGGAGGCUGGUGCCCCAACAGGCCAGCGCGAGCAGAGGGUCCGCAUGCCACUCGAGCCGAUCGAAGUACAGUCCGAUGUCUCGUCUCACGGUGGACCCUUGACACAGAACCCGCCCGAGGAAGGCAAGCACUACGGGUCAGUCUCUGGCAGGUCACCCCGUACGCAAGUCCCAGAGUCCCGGAUACCAGUGCCGUCGGCGGUCCAGAGUUCCGGUAUUCCCCAGCGCAACCUCAGUUUCCGCGAGAGAGCAGCAAAGAACGAUAUAGACCUUCCUCGUGCGAACGAGGUCGCACCGGGACCGGAGGCAUCCCCUCCAUUGGGAGGGUUUUCUCUGACUCGCAAUGGAAGCAACAAAUUGAAGAAGGAACCCCCCGGAGAUCCAUGGUACAAUCAGAGAAUGGAUGCAGAAAAGAAGUAUCCCACAGUCCAAUCACGGACUAACCCGAAUGCUGGAAAUGGCGAUCCCGGCGUCUCCACAAUGGAUCGGUCUGCCGAAGGGUCCGUGCGCCAACGCGACCCGGGUCCGAACAUGCCGCGAAUGAUUCCCGGCAACACGGCUGGUUCGUAUCACGAGGGUCCAGAGCGGUCGGAGACUUUCAGGGCAGCCGGAGGCCCCGACCAAAGGAGGCCGCCUCCACUUCAGAAUCCAGUUCAGCCCUCUGUAACCCAGGACGCUCCCCAUACUGGUGGCCGCCUUGUUUCAGGCGCAGCUCUCGGUGCGGCGGCCGCUGUGCCAGCUCGGCGCGCCGUCAGGAUCCAUGACGAACGAGAGGAUGAGGGCGGGCAUCGCCAUUAUGUCUCCAACAUGGUCUAUCGCAACCACGAGAAGUUGCAGCCAGGGCAGGGGAUGUACAAACCACCUCAGUAUCUGGAUGAGUGGAAGAAGGCCACAGUAGGAACAUUGUCCGGCGCACUACUGGAUCUUACGGACGACCCUCCCCCAGAGAUUCACGAAGCCGACAAGGACAAAGCUUGGUGGGAAACACCGCCUUCGCAGCGGAGAAGGAGCAGUACUGGAGCUCGACCAAGAAAGGCAGAGGCAUUUGAUGGCGAGUAUGACGAGCAUGCUCGAUAUGCUGACCGCACGUCAACAAAAAUUACAGCGCCUACACGGUUCAAGCCGCCACUGUAUCUGAAGUGCGGUCCGCUCUUACGGUUCUGUGGCAUUCGCCAUGAGCGAGUCGCAUCUCGCACAAACCGUAAUGGAAUUGUCACGGAGAGAGACAUUUGGAGAGGCAGUGUGAUGAUUGUGACGCAGGAUUCUGAGUCCUCCUACGACAUUGCUCCAACCUUGCGGAUGUUCCUGCAGCCGAUCGAGCUCCUGCCACCGCCGCCGCACGAGGUCCAGGGGGCUCUGCCGCCAGAAUAUGUAGAUCCGAUCGCCGGCUAUCCAAAGCUUGGUAGGAAGGGUGAGACGCUUUAUGUGAGGCCUGUCGAGCAUCUCGAAGAGGGCAAGGACGUGUCGCGAGACGAGACAGAUGAGGGACUCUUUGAAAAGACGAGGAGCCCACCAGACGAAGCUUUACCCGAGGGCAUGACCGAGCUGCCAGGAUCAUUCGCAGCACGUCGUAAGCGCGUCGCUGUUGACGGAGAAAAAGUCAACAAGUAUAAGGACGUGCGCGGCUUCCGUCUGCACGCCGAGCGAGGCUACACGUUCUGGCGUUUCAACAUCGAGGUCGAGCUCCGAGACAAGGAGCAAAGAGUCGCGUAUCGCAUCAACCGCGGGCCGGCAACCGGCUUCUGGGUCCCGGCCCGUGGUGAGUGUAUGAACAUCAUGUUCCACAGCUGCAACGGCUUCAGCCUCAGCGUCGAUCCCAACGACUUCAGCGGCCCGGACCCCAUGUGGCGCGACGUUCUCAACACGCAUCAGACACGUCCGUUCCAUGUCAUGAUAGGCGGCGGCGACCAGAUCUACAAUGAUGCCGUCAUGCACCAGACAGAGAUUUUCAAGGAGUGGCUCGAGAUCAAGAACCCGCUGCACAAGCACAACGCACCCUUCACGGCAGAGUUGCAGGACGAGCUCGAGGUUUUCUACCUCGAGCGCUACUGCAUGUGGUUCUCGCAGGGCCUGUUCGGCCUCGCCAACUCGCAGAUCCCCAUGGUCAACAUGUUUGACGACCACGACAUCAUCGACGGCUUCGGGUCUUACCCGCACCACUUCAUGAACUCGCCCGUCUUCUCGGGUGUCGGCAAUGUCGCGUUCAAGUAUUAUAUGCUCUUCCAGCAGCAGAGUGUGCCGGACGAGACCGAGGCGUCCGAGCCCAGCUGGACUCUCGGUGUCAGGCCGGGUCCGUACAUUCACGAGAAUAGCAGGAGUCUGUUUAUGCACCUCGGCGGCAAGGUUGCGCUCCUAGCCGUCGAUGCGCGAACGGAGAGGACGAGAGAAGAGGUCCUGAGGGACGACACCUGGAAGAAGCUCAUGGAUCGAUGCUACGCCGAGAUUGUUAAGGGCAAGACGGACCACCUCCUGGUUCUGCUCGGUGUGCCGAUUGCCUACCCGAGACUGGUCUGGCUGGAAAACAUAUUGACCUCUAGGCUUAUGGACCCUGUCAAGGCGCUCGGCAAGCUGGGCAUGUUUGGCAAUUUCUUGAACAAGUUUGACGGAGGUGUUGAGGUCCUAGACGACCUCGAUGAUCACUGGACGGCUAAGAAUCACAAGGACGAGCGGACCCUGGUCAUCGAAGACCUUCAGGAUCUUGCUGCGGACAAGUCCCUCCGUAUCACGAUGCUCAGUGGCGACGUCCACCUCGCUGCGGUGGGACAGUUCUAUUCGAACCCGAAGCUCGGCAUCGCCAAGCACCGCGACUUCCGGUACAUGCCCAACGUCAUCUCCUCGGCCAUCGUCAACACGCCGCCGCCAGACAUGUUGGCCGACGUGCUCAACAAGCGCAACAAGGUCCACCAUUUCGACCGCGAGACCGACGAGGACAUGAUCCCGGUCUUCACGCACGGCGUCGACGGCAAGCCUCGCAACAACAAGCGCCUCCUGCCUCACCGCAACUGGUGCUCCAUCCGCGAGUACCUCCCCGGCAACACCCCGGCGCCCACGCCGAACCAGUCAGCCUUUGACAUCACCCCUCUCGGCACCCCGCCCGAUGCGGCACCCAAGGGCGGCAUCAUGCGCCGCCUGUCCAAGUCGAGAAAGCCUACGGCGCCUUCAUAUCCCCCCAGCGCAUAUCAUCCUCCCCCAGCGUCAUCGGGAGGAGGCGGCCUCUUCCGCAGCCUGAGCCGCGGCCGUCGCGCCUCCAGCUCGGAGGCCGCGCUCCCCGAGAGGCCGGUCCAGCCGAAGCGGACCCUAUCUCUCACCCGCGCCGACUUUAGGCCAGGCAACCUCUUCCGCCGCCUCUCAAGCAGUCGGCGCUCAGGCCGGCCCGAUGACGGCGGCAUCAAUGGCCAGUGGGGCGACGACGACAGCGAGGAGGAAGCUUAUUACCAGCAACAACAACAUCCGCAGCAGCAGCAGCAGCAGCAGCAGCAACGACAACAGCCCCUCCCGCCAGCCGCUGCUCGCCGCCUAGGUCUUCCUGCAGGUGCGGGCGCCGGCCAAGCUCCCGGCGGCCCAGGCGCGAGGGGUCCGCCCCCGCGCAGACCAGCGCGUGGCCAGUACGACGACCUGGACAUGGAUGACGACGACGACGACGACAACCCCUACGGGCAUGACGGGUACAACGAGACCUACCGCCGCGGCAUGGCCCUGCGCGGCGGUGCUGGCGCCCCUCCGCCGCGCCACCUCCACCACUACGACGAGUACGACAAGGGCGACGACAGCUACUUCACCGCGCAGCCGCGGCGCGCGCAGACCAUGCCCGUCGCCCCCGCCCCCGCCGGCCGCGUGCAGGAGAUCAGCGACGGCGAGGAGGAGGACGAGCAAGCGGAGCACGAAGAAGAGUUCCGGCCCAGGCCCUUCCACCGCACGCCGACGGGCCUGUCGACCAAGCAGCGCAGGAAGGCGGAGCAGUUCGAGGUCAACCUGCAGGGCGGGCUCGACAUCGCGCUCAACGUCGAGGUCAGCCCCAAGGACCCGGCGGGCAUCACGGUGCCGUACAGGCUGCUCGUGCCCAAGCUGUGGUACGAGUACGACGGGGAGGACCUGGCGCAGCCGGCCGCGGCCGCUCCAACACAGCAACAGCAACAGCAGCGGCCGCAGCAGCAGCAGCAGUAUCCGGAGGAUGGAUACUACAUGACGCCGCCUGCUGGACAGCAGCAGCAGCAGCAGCAGCAACAGCAGGGUGGGAUGAUGAAGAGGCUGCUGAGUUUGAAUAGGAAGUAG